ACAUACUUUUAUUUCGCUCAAGACAUGUCUGCUCCCGAACAGCACCACGAAGAAAUCGAUGAUCUCGUUGAAGAGGAAUACCUUCAAGAAGGCGAUAUUCUCGAAGAAGAAAUUCCUGAUUUAGAUCAAGGUGAACCCAUGGACGAUGACGACGAAGAGGACAUGGACGAUUCAGCAGAGGGCUUCGAAGUCAGACCCAACGACGAAAAUACCGUCGAGUUAGCAGACGACUCCGUGCAAGGUUUCUUUGACCACCGUGAACCCGUCUAUGCCAUUGCUAUGCAUCCUACCAGUAACGGUAUUAUUGUCAGUGGUGGUGGUGACGACAAGAGUUAUCUCUGGCGUUGUGAUACCGGUGAAAUGAUGAAGGUCCUGGACGGUCAUACCGAUUCUGUCACAGGCGUUGCCUUCAGUUGUGAUGGCAAAUACGUCGCCUCCGCUGCCAUGGAUGGUAAAGUCCGUGUUUGGAAUGCAGAGACUGGUGAUUUCUGUGUAUCUGUAGAUGGUCCCGAUGAGAUUAUUUGGAUCGAUUGGCAUCCCAAGGGUAACAUUUUGUUGGCUGGUGCUAAUGACUCUACCAUUUGGAUGUGGGCCAUGCCUAGCGGAAAGUUCAUGAACAUCUUCAACGGUCAUGCAGGUCCCGUGACAGCGGGUGGAUUUACACGCGAUGGUAAAAAGAUUGUGUCUACAUCCGAAGAUUCUAGCUUUAUCGUUUGGGAUCCCAAGACAGCUGCAGCAGAAUUCCGUUUGACAGGUGAAGAUGCGCGUUUCCAUGUGGAUCCCAUUACCUCUGUGUGUGUCAACAAGGAUAGCACAUUGGCCAUCACUGGUGAUGUCGCUGGUAAAGCACGACUUGUCAACAUCAUGAACGGCACUAUUGUCGCUUCGUUGGAAAACCACACGGACUCUAUCGAGACAUCGUCGUUUUGUGAUGUGCUUCCUUUGGCUGCUACAGGUUCAGUGGACGGUACGAUUUCUAUCUGGGAUGUGCAAACCUUGCGUCUGCGUGCCACAUUACAACACGAGGAUGCAGUGGUCAAGGUGAAAUUCGUCAAGAAUUCACCCAUGCUCGCUACAUGUUCUGCUGAUCGCACUGUGAAAAUGUGGGAUGCUCGUACCGGUCAAUGUCUCAAGUCUUGGUCUGGUCAUCGUGAUACCGUACUUGAUAUCGCCGUUGCCGAUGAUGGUAAUGUCAUUUGUUCUGCUUCGGACGAUGGUACUUGUUUAGUAUUUAGCAUGUAAUUUUUUUGUAUACUUAACUUAAUAAAUGAAGACUGCUUAAUGGGCUGUCAAAAAACAAAUUUGGGUGAUGUUUUAGACACCGAAAAUAAAAAGUUUUUCUUUUUUUUAUCUCUUUUUUCACAACAUUAAUCUACCAUGGGCAAAAGCGAAAUUAAGGAUAAGAAAGACAAGAUUGUCAACAAGAAGGAAG
Molecule: messenger RNA, 1432 nt
Organism: Mucor mucedo
Lineage: Eukaryota; Fungi; Mucoromycota; Mucoromycetes; Mucorales; Mucoraceae
Product: quinon protein alcohol dehydrogenase-like superfamily
Exons: 6
Coding region: 25-1242 (405 amino acids)
Molecular function (GO): protein binding
Source: RefSeq, a predicted model, not a curated record